UGUACCGAAUAACAAGAGUCCGCGGCGUAGCAUCGACGGAUUAUAUUGUGUGUGAAUAUAUUCCAUCUAUCAACACACUUAACAACUAUAAGAAAGGACCACAUCUCAAGAAGAAAACAUCUUGAUUUGCAAGAGUAACAAUGUCAGACUGGCAGUACAGAGAGUCACAGGACGGGGAGAUAGGUGAAUCAUUUUGGAGCAGAUUGUUUUCACAUAGAUCAAGCCACAUGUUAUACCUCGACUACGUUGCGCUCGUCAUUGCUUGUUUCAUCGUCCUCGUCGUCAUCGUCUAUGUGUGUCGGGAAUGUUCAUGUGAGUACUUCAAGCAUGGAUACACCGGUGGCGAGUCAAGGUCCAGCAGUGCCGACGAUCUCCGUAUCGUCCAGGACGACUCUCCACCCGAAACGUGUUCCUCAGUCGAUAUCCAUCACCUGAGCCAUCAUAACUUCAGGGUGUUGGAGGAGUACUCACAGCGCAUGGCCCAGGUCCUCCAGGGACCUCCUCCGUCUUACGAUGAGGCUAUCAAGGAUCGAUCUCCCGCUAAUUAUCAUGGUACGGUCGGUCAGACGUCGACGGCUCCAUCAGUUUCACAGCGCCCAAACGGACAACAUGAAAAUGAUAGCGAGAGCGUCCCUCUUUUGCCGGGAAACCGAUGACAAGGGCUUCAAACCUAUAACAAUGAUUUAUUUUCUGUAAACGAUGAUUAUUAUUCAAUGUUUUCUAUAACGAGAAGGAGACACUAUUAAAAGAGACAUUACAAUCAAUGACCUUUUAAAACUGUUCUGACUACGCAUGUAGCAAUCGUGGGGUCAUUCACCUGACUCUCAAUCCAAGAGUUGAGGGUUCGAAUCCCAGCGAGGUACUAACGUCUUUUGGCAAAGCAUCAAUCUACAUUAAAAUGAUGCCACUCUCCACCCAGAUAUAAACGGGUACCUGGCAAUUCCUGGGGUAAUAAUAAUUGUAUCGCCCCAGGAAGAACAACAUUGGUGCUGAUGAGGCAUGCCUUGGUAAAACAAAUAUUUGUUAUACUGUUAAUCAUGAUGAACAACUUCUCGGCUGCCUAUUCUGGAUAAUUUACAUCGACAUGAUUAUCAUCAUGAAAUUAUAUCGGCCAAAAGAAUGACGGCCUAUCUUCUGCGAAAUGGGUCGAGCCAGUUUGGACAAAGAGGAGAUCGGACAGGAUAUAUUUGGAGGGUACAUUUAGAGCAUUAUUGAAUUGAAUUGAAUUGAAUAUAUUUAUUCAUCACCAUUGAAAACAUUGAAAGAAAUGA
Molecule: messenger RNA, 1271 nt
Organism: Strongylocentrotus purpuratus (purple sea urchin)
Lineage: Eukaryota; Metazoa; Echinodermata; Echinoidea; Camarodonta; Strongylocentrotidae
Exons: 2
Coding region: 141-656 (171 amino acids)
Source: RefSeq, a predicted model, not a curated record